Molecule: messenger RNA, 6504 nt
Organism: Dictyostelium discoideum AX4
Lineage: Eukaryota; Evosea; Eumycetozoa; Dictyosteliales; Dictyosteliaceae
Exons: 4
Coding region: 1-6504 (2167 amino acids)
Cellular component (GO): cytosol
Source: RefSeq, a predicted model, not a curated record
AUGAAUUUAUCAACGUCAACAACAAAUACACCAAUAGUAACAAAUACAACAGGAACACCAACAACAUCAUCAACCGCAACAUCAACAAUAGAACAUAAAUCAGAAUUAGAAUCACUUGAAAAUUAUUUCACAGCAUUACAAAAAGCAGUAAAUGAAGGUAUAAAAUUAAAUUAUAAUAUCAUUAGUAAAUUUGAUAUAGUUUGUAAUAUUACACCAUUAUUUGAAGUUUUAAAUAAACAAGAGGUUGACUCUAUCACAUUGAAAUGGUUAAAUCUAUUAACAAGUUGUCUUGGUCAAGGUACUGGUGGUCCAGCUUUCUCAUUAGUCAUUGGUAAUUUAAUUUCAAAAUUAUUUGAUCGUUCACCAAAUGGUAGUAAAUCCUCAACUUCAAUAGUUAAAAAUUUAAUAACUCAAUUACAAACAAAACAAAUACAAUCAAAUUUAAAAAUUAAAACAUUAGCAAUUGUUUAUAUUCAAGAGAUAUUAACGAUAUUAUCAAAGAUGGUUAAAGUUUCAAGUGAAACAUCAGGAUUUAAAGCAUCAUGUAUGAGAUGUAUUGGAUGUUGUUUAGAUAGUGUUGGAUAUACUAGAGGUGCAAUUCAUGUGGAUACAUUUAAAUUGAUAAAAACCAUCUAUCCAAUACCAGUUGGGAAUAGUGGUGGUAGUGGUGGUGGUAGUGGUGGUGGUAAUAGUGGUAUUGGUCAAAUGUCAUCAUUACUUGCAACUAAUAACGGUGUAUUAGCAGCUGCCCAAGAUUUUAAAAUUGAAUGUUUAAAUUGUAUUUUACCAAUUGCAAAAUAUUAUAAUCAAAGUGAUUCAAAAUUAUCAGGUUUUGAUGAAAAGAUUCUAACUUUUCUUCAAAAGAUAUUAGAUGAGGAUUCUUAUCGUCAAAGAUAUAAAUUAUCGGAAACUUUAGCAUUGGUUUUAUCAACAUUUUAUUCAAAAGAGCAACAACAGCAACAACAACAACAACAAUCAUCAUCGUCACAACAAAAUCAAUCACAAAAUCAAUCACAAAACCAAUCAUCAUUAUCAGCAUCAGGUAAAGAUCAAUCAUCGGUAUUAUCAUCAUCAUUACAGGGUAUUCAAACAAAUCAAUCAAAUGGUGCACUAGGUAGUGGUGGUGGGUCAAUUAAGAAAUGGUCAAUUGAACAAUGUUUAAAUUAUUUAAAUAAUUUAUUAGUAACAACAUUGGUAAAUAAAAAAGAUAUUAGAACCAAUAUUACAAUGGGAUAUAGUAUGUUUUUAAGGGAAUUAUCAUUAUCAGAUAUUGAACCAUUAAUUGAUACUAUUAUUUCAACCAUUUUAAAGAUAAUUUCAACACCAUUUAAUAAAUUCAUUGGCAAUUUAUCAUCAAAUUCAACAGUUUCACCAACACCACAACAAAUUAGUGAACAAAUUCAAUUUAAAUCUUGUGUAUCAUAUAUAAUUAGAACUGGUUUAGGUGAAAAAUUAAGUGAAAAUGGUCAGCAAAGAAUGUUACGUUAUUUAUUAACUUUGGUAACUUCAUCAACUACAAUACAAUCAACAAGUACUCAGCCAACAGGUACUCAAACAACAGCCACUACAACAUCAUCAUCAUUAUCAACAAGUACAAAUUCAACUACAGCAAUAACAUCAGAUUCAACAUUAAAUGAAUUAAUAUUAUAUGUAUCAUUAAAAGAAAGUUGUUUAUUAAUUAAUGAAUUGGGUGAAGGUGGGUUGGGUGGUAUAGUUGAAGAUUAUUCAGCACAAUUGAUACAAUUAUUCAGUGAUCGUAAUCAAAGUACAAGAGUAUGGGCAGCAAUUUGUUUAAGAUCAUUGGCAACUCAUUUACCAAAAUAUAUUUCACAAUUUUUAACAGAAUGUUUAACAAAUUUAAAUAAUUUAAUUGGUGAGAUUGAUAAAUUAUCAAUUCAACCCGAUUCAUUGAAAAGAAUUAUGAAUUCAUUAAAGGGUAAUUCACAAGGUUGCGCAGCAUUAAUUUCAACUGUAAAGACUACGGAAUUGGGUGUACCAGCGACAUUGUUAAAUCAAAUUACAAAGAUUUCCUCAUCGUUGUUGUCGAAUCCAGAUUUCCUCAAUCCAGCUAUUACAUUGGCAAGAUUGGAAGCAGGUUGGACCAUUAUGAAUUCCUUGAUCAAGUAUAUGGGUACAACAUUUGUUGAAUCGAUAUUGGUUAGUUUGUUUGGAUUUUGGAAGAGUUGUUUCAAUAUUAGCACAGUUCAUCCUACAGCAGAGAGGGAUAUAGUGAUUUUUGCACGUACUAGAGCCGAUGCAUUAAUACCCUUACAUAGUUUAAUAGUUUAUAAUAGUAAGUUAUUGAAUUCAAAAGUGAUUGGCACAAUAGUUAAUUUCUUGGGUAAUACAUUGAAGACCGUUAGUGAAUUGCCAGCCAUUAGUACAUCAUUUCAAAGUUCAACCAAUGAAUUAACUCAAUUGUUAGAGUAUUAUUUAAUUCGUACAUUCUUGGCAUUGCCAGCUCAAUCAUUUGCAACCCAUCAUACCACAUUGAUGACUAUUGUUACAUCGUUAAUAUUGGAUGGUGUUCAAAAUACAAUGUUUCCAUCAUUGUUACAUCGUGAUGACGAGGAUGUAUUAUUACCAGAUUUGAAAUCAAGUUAUUAUCAAUUCGAAUUGAAUUAUCAAAUACCAUUCACAAGUCAAGAUAGUUCAAUGACAUCAUACACUGAAAUCAAUGAUUGUUUCUCUCACAAGUUGACACAAUUCUUAGAGAUACGUGUUGUAAAUAGUGCCAUCGAGUUAUUCUCUUAUCUAUUCGUUAACCAACCAGAUAGACAUAGAACUCAAUUGAUUGAUCAUCUUUCAAAUUGUAUUAAAGAUACGAGUACAUCGACCCUUCAAAAGAGUAUUAUGAUAGUGAAUUCAUUGACAGCGAUUCUAUUCAUAUUAAAGAGUAUGUCACAUAAUAAUCAACGUUUUGGAAAGAGUGAUAUUACAUCGACUGUACAAAGAUUCGUUCAAAAGUAUUUUGGUGAUGUCAAUGCAUUACUUCGUAGAAUUUCUUCCGAGUCUUUAGGUCUACUAUGUAGAAUCGAGGGUGAUAAUGUAACGUCAGCAAUCAUUUCCUCGUUGACUGAAAUCAUUAGAAAACCAGCUAAAGAAGUACCAGUUUCAGUUAGAGCCGGUUCUGCAUUUGUUUUUGGUUGUAUUCAAAGAUCAGUUGGUGGUAUGAUGUCUCAAAAAUAUUUACCAACUACAAUUGCAAAUUUACAUGUAUUGGCACAAGAUCAAAUCUCACCAGACGUUAGUCAUUAUGCUUUACAUUCAUUGUUUGUCACAAUUCAAACUAGUGGCUUUGAUUUCACUUCAUUCGCAGCGCCAACUCUAAUGUUAAUUCAAUCAUUAUUAAUCACCGAAUCACCUCCAUAUUAUCUAUUGGGUAGAAUUGUAAAUUCAAUCGUAGUUGCAUUAGGUCCAGAAUUUGAAUCACUCAAAGAUAUCAUGAGUCGUUGUAAUAAUACAUGUUCAAUCAUUGAAAAGAGUACUGACCCAUUGAUUAAAGCAGAAUCCAUUUACUUCUAUCAAAAAUUAAUCAUGUUUGCUCCAAAUUCAAUAAAUACCACCAAAUUAAUACCAAAUUUAAUUUCACAAUUGAAAAGUCCCUCUCUAUUACUUCGUGUUGCCUCUGUAACUUGUUUACGUCAAUUAAUUCAAAAACGUUCAAAUUUCCAAUUAGAUAUUCAACCAUUGUGUGAAACAUUAUUUAUGAUGAUUGAUACUGAACGUGAUUAUCAAUUACAAAAAGAAUUAAAAUUAUUAUUAUUCACUUUAAUUGAUACCAUUGGUCCUUCAAAUCCUUCAACUUGGUUAAAAAUUUGUAUGGCUAUAAUUUUAUCUUCAAAACAAGAUGAUAAUUUAUUAGAUUCUUCAACUUCACCGAUUAAUUUAAAACAAAUUAAUAAUAAUCCAAAUAAUUCAAAUAAUACAGAUAAACAACAACAACAAGAAGAAGAUGAUGAAGAUUUAGAUCAAAAAGUUGUUGUUGAAACAUCAGAAAAAAAAAUUGGAUAUGUUCAUCGUUGGUUUACAAAAAUAUCAGCAUUAGAAUGUGUUAGAAGAGUUAUAUCAGUUGUUAGGGAUGAACCAAAACAUUUCAAUAUGGUAAUUGCAUCGAAAUUACCAAAUAAAAAUGAUUAUUUAGUUUAUCAUUUACAUAAUUUAAUUUCAAUUUCUUACAAGGCAGCAACAUCACAAAUCGAUUCAAUGAGACCAGUUGGUAUUUUAUUGUUAAAGGAUAUUUUAGAAGGAUUUUCAAAAGCUAUCGAUCCAGAUUAUGAAGGUCAUUUAUUGUUGGAAUUAUAUCAAGCUCAAAUUAUGUCUGCGCUUAGACCUGCUUUUGAUCCUGGUGCAUUACCAACUCAACUUUCAAAUGCUUGUUCAGUGUUUGUUAGUUUCAUUGACUCUGCGGUCUACUAUGAUAGUGUUGCCAUUAAAAAGGCUACAACCAUUCUAUCGAAACAAGUUAAAGAUUUAAGAACUUUAAAUUUCCCAAUCUAUAAUGAAAAGACUACAACAUUGGUACAGGUUUCCAUACUUAAAGCGUUUGCACAAUUGUAUUUAUUAUGUCUAAAAGAUCAAUCAUUAUACUCAAUUCUAUCAUCAGUAAUUAAUCCAUUGUUAAUUUAUUUACGUGUACAUUGGAUAACUUUCCUAAAGGAAUAUUCAAUGUUGGUUUCACAAUCACCUCAAAUCUUUCCAUUAUAUAAACCAAUUCUAUUCUCACCAUUAACUUAUCAAGAUAGUAUUGAAUAUUUUAAAGAUGCUUAUCCAUCAGUUAUAAAAGCAUUGAGUUAUUUAUUACAUACUCCUUAUUGGUUAAUUGGUAGAGAAGAUAGUAGUAGUGGUAGUGGUAGUAAUAUUAAUAAUAGUAGUGGUGGUAGCAGUGUUACAAAUAGUUUACAAUCAUCAAGUAAAUUAAUUUCAAAUUUAACACCAGAAGAAAAAGAAUUUUUAAAUGAAACUAAACCAUUUGAUGAUUUUUAUUUAAUUUGGGGUUUAGCUUUAAUGCCAAUGGAAAGAUAUUUGGAAGAAUCAAUCAAUGUUAAUUUCAAUGUAAAUUUGAUUUCAUCAUCAUCAUUAGAGAUUCUAUCAAUUUUAUUCCAAUACAAUAGUGGUGAAAAUGCUACAGCAAGUAAUGUAGUUCGUUCAACAGUUGAUGUAAUCCCUUUUGAUAUGAUUAAAAUGGAUAAAUUCAAAGAGUUUUGUUCAAUUUUAUUACGUAUAAAUACUUUUGAAAAUGAUCAAAUUCAACUAUUAAUAAUUGAAAUUAUUACAAAUUUAAUUUUAAAUUUUGGUACUGAUAUUGAAAAAUAUCAAUCAAAACAACAAUUAUCAAAUUCUUCUUCUUCUAUUAAAAGUAGUAAUGAUAGUAUAAAUAGUAAUGGUGGUAAUAAUAAUAAUAUAUUUGAAUUAAUGAUUCAAAUUUUAUUGAAACCAUUAAAUAUAAUCGAUUUUUCUUCUUCAAGUGGUAGUAGUAGUAGUAAAAACUUUAAUGAAUCACAAGUUCAAUAUUAUAGUAAAUUAUAUCAAUUCUAUUUAAUUUUAAUUAAAUAUUUCGGUCAAAAUGUUGAACAAUUUGAAAAGUAUUGCCCAUUAUUCAUUUGUACAAUCAUUAAAGGUUUAUCUUGCUCAAAUCAACCAAAUUUAAUCACUUCUUCAAUUCAAUUAUUAAAUCAUAUCAUUAAAUCUAGAAAUCAAUUCCCUGACUCAAACUUUUCAAAUCAAUUAAAUUUAAUUUUAAAUACUUUAUUUUCAAAUUUAAUUGAUAUUUUAAAUAAUGAUUUACAUGAAAUUAAACAAGGAUUUUUAUUAUUAAUUCCAAUAAUUUUAGUAAAUACGAAUAAUUUAUCAAAUCAAUCAUUUGAAAAAUCAAUAGAUUUCUUUAAAAAGGUAUUAUCAUCUACAACUACAACUUUAACAACAGAAACAGAAACAGAAACAGAAAAAUCAAUAUCAAUACCAAUUAAGGAUAAAGUUUAUAUUCUUCAAGUUAUUAGAAAUAUAGUUAAUACAGGUUCACAACAACAAUCAACUUCACAAGUUUAUCAAUAUGCAAAAUUACUUGUUAAAAAUUUAUUUUCAAAUUUCUUUAGUUUAUUAAUUUUCCCAUCCCCAAUUGAAACUACAAUUUUUAAACAAGAAGAAAUUGAAUUAAACAAUGAAUUAAUUAAAAUAAUUAUACUUUCUUUACCAUUUUCUGAUGAAAAUAAUAAAGCAAAUGUAUUAUCAGUUAUAAUUUCUAGUUUAAUUUUAUUCCUUCAACCAAAUUCAAAAAAUCAAACUCAAUUCCACCACAAUGUACUCCAAAUUUUAUUAAACUUUGCUUCUACACAACCUCAAUUUAAAGAGGCAGUUUCAAGACUACCUUUAGAUCUUAAACAACAAUUAGAACAAUCAAUAAGACAAAAUAUUGAAUCUGCUGCAAAGAAAGAGGUCAAAGUUGCUCCAAAACCUCAAAUUCAAUUAACUUUUGAUUUCUCUAAAGUCGCUAAUAAAGAGUGA